AUGAGAACAAGCAAGGCACCGCUGCCCGACACCUGUACCUCCUCAGGUUCAGGCAGCAAUUUCAAGCGAAGUUUAAAUGAAGCCACCUGCCCUAAAUUCUUCCUUAGAUCACUCAAUUGCUCGGCGAGGCCUGGGCUUGGCCAAUCCGUGCUUGUGUUUGCCAAAGUUACCGCCAGCACCUAUGAUGACAUUGUAGCACGUGACUUGGAGGCGGCUGCCGAAUUUGGCGUGACUGCCAAGGACGACACGCCGGCAGACCGGCCCAGACUCGUCUACUCGUAUUUGACCAGCCCGGCAAGCGCCAAGGAAUCCCGGGGUGUGGGGAUCACCCCCGGAAAAGGUCUGUGGGGCUUCGUGGAGUCAGUUUUGCUGAAUUCCGCCUUUUUGGCCGACAAGUCCAUGGCCACAUUGGGCCGCAAGUCUGUGCUUUCGCCCUCUUUGGCCACCACCAGCUUGCUCAAGACCCACGGCACGCAAGUGGCAUUGUACUUUGAGUUUGUUAAGUUCUACAUCUUGGCUUUGGGGGUAUUGGCGGUUUUUGGCGCUGUGGCAUACGCCAAGUCCAAGGCUUAUUCAUUGACGUAUUCGUUCGUGAGUCUUGCGUGGGGGGUCUCCUUCAUCCUCUUGUGGAAGAGAAAAGAACGUGCAUUGACCAACACGUGGGGCGUGCAAAACGCACACAAGGUUGAGCAGUACGACGCUGAUCUCGCCACAGCUUGCGUAGGGUCGGGGGAAAGGUUUUCGGUGGCCAAAGCCCGGGUAAAUAAGGCAGGGACGAGGUUCUUGAGAGAGUUGGCGUUUGUUCCCGUUGCGCUCGUGUUUGUGGCCGUUUUGGUGGUCUACCAGUUGCUCUGUUUCGUCUUGGAGAUCUUCUUGGCCGAAAUCUACGAUGGCCCUAUGCAGAUGUUCUUGAAGUUGGUGCCCACAGUCCUCAUUGCGGGAUUUGUCCCGGUUUUGACGGUUGUGUACAACAUGGUUGUCGAUAAGUUCCUCAACUGGGAGGGGCAUGACAACAACUACACACGCUACGACUCGUUUGUGGUCAAAACGUUCACGUUGAACUUCUUGACAGGCUACGUGCCGCUUCUCAUCACCGCAUUCAUCUACUUACCAUUUGCACAUUUCCUCGAGCCGGAGUUGCCUGUGAUAAAAAACCUAAUUGUGUCAAAUAUCCACCUGGACCGGUACGCGUAUAAAUACUUGUCGCAGAUCAAGUCCCAGAGCAACUUCAAGAUCAACCAGGCAAGAUUGGACGGCCAGUUCUUCUUUUUCAUCGUCACCAACCAAGUCAUUCUGCUCAUAUUAAAAUACGUCUUGCCUCUCGUGUUGCCGCAUGUGUUGAAGCUCGUCAACUCCAAGAUCCUUGGUAAAAAGGAGGAUGAGGUUCCGAUCGAUGCGCCCGAGGAGAAGGAGUGGCUCUCGGCUGUUCGCAAAUACAUCCACUUACCUGAGCACAAUGUUCAUGACGACUACAGAGGCUUAUGCUUGCAAUUUGGAUACCUCUCCAUGUUCGGCCCUGUGUGGACCUUAGCCCCUCUCUUAUCACUAGUCUUUAACGUGCUCACUUUUAAGUUGGACACAUGGAAGUUGACCAGUGGUCAGUAUUUCCGGCCUCCUGUUCCCAAGCGAGUCGACUCCAUUCACCCGUGGGACGUCGCAUUUUUCAUGUUGGCAUGGCUAGGCUCCAUUGUGUCACCUGCUGUGACGGCAUUUUAUCGCCAUGGAACUGAGCCGCCAAAGACAUUGGGUCAAUUCGCUUUGGACAAAGCCAGUGUGAAUGUUUCCUCCUCGACAUACUUGUGGAUCACUCUUUUGGCUUCUGAACACUUGUUUUUCGCGUUGUACUUCAUUGGCCACAAAGCCAUAUAUCUCUUGCGUUCCGAGAAAGAGGUUGAGAAUUCUAUCGAACAAACUAAUCUCAAGCAAAAGAGUCAAGUCCAACCUCUGGGCGCCGACGAGUCUCGCGACUGGGAGAAGUUGUCAAUUGAGGAAAUCAAGAAGCAAGCAAAAGGUACUGGCGAGACCUUCUCUUUGGAGAAGAAGUCUGGCAAUGCUCAGAAUCGGGAAGAAGGCGCCCUGAGUGGCGUUGCAUCAGCAGCUUCGAACAUCAAGCAUACUUUGGAAAGAAAGCAAUUGGAAUCUCAGGCGGAGGCAAAUGACACUAUCAUAACCACCAUUGAUUCGCAGGGUAAUAAAAUACAGGCAAUCAUUGACGGCGAUAGACACAUUGAUAUGAGCGACGUCGAAGACAUAACACGGAAAUUGUCAAGAAACGAGGAGAGUGGUAUUAUUUCUGAAAGUAAGGCCACAGCAAAGGCCAUCGGAGAAUCUGAACAAGAAAAGCAGGAGAAACAAGAGAAACAAGAGAAACAAGAGAAACAAGAGAAACUGGAGAAACUGGAGAAACUGGAGAAACUGGAGAAACUGGAGAAACUGGAGAAACUGGAGAAGCAAGAGAAACAGGAGAAACUGGAGAAGCAGGAGAAGCAGGAGAAACUGGAGAAGCGGGAGAAGCGGGAGAGCGUUACAGGUGAGUCCCUGGAAGAAGCCUCGACUUCCAGCAAACCAUCAAAGAAGAAAAGCAUCAAGAGGCUUUUGAAGCGGAGCUAA
This is a messenger RNA of Metschnikowia bicuspidata var. bicuspidata NRRL YB-4993, 2610 nucleotides long. RefSeq names its product Ist2p (gene IST2). The transcript has 3 exons. Gene Ontology annotation, molecular function: chloride channel activity. Gene Ontology annotation, biological process: chloride transmembrane transport. NCBI's taxonomy places the organism in Eukaryota, Fungi, Ascomycota, Pichiomycetes, Serinales, Metschnikowiaceae. Gene Ontology annotation, cellular component: cortical endoplasmic reticulum. Bases 1 to 2610 code for a protein of 869 amino acids. The record is from RefSeq and is a predicted model, not a curated record.